AAGGGAUUUGACGAUUUCAGUAAAAAAAAGUAAAAACCCUUUUAUAUCUUCAACAACUAACAAAUAAUAAAAAGCCCUUCAACUAAUGAAGAAAGAAAAUUGUUCAUAUUAAACAGCUCAUUCAAUCUCCGUCUCGCCACCCAAUAAAAUCACACACUCCCUUGUCUUCCUUCACAUCACCUUCGAUACUUCCGUUCUCACACACGUACGCACCGUUCCCGUUUGGCUUCUAAUAAACGUCUCUCUUCAAUUUAAAUACAUACAAUAAACGUCCAGAAGAAGAAUCUGGACAAAUAGCAGUUCCUCCAAAACUUGUGUUUUCAUUUUUAGGAAUAAUCCACACUUAUAGAGAGAAGGGGUCGGUUUUUUUUCUUUUAUCUUUCGAAGAAGGAGCCAUGAAUUCGCAUAUGAGUAUUUUUAUGUUCGUGUUUUGUUCAGCUUUUCUGGUGUUAAUGGUAAGUGGGCUUUCCAGAAAUUUUUCAAUACUGUCUUUUGAUGAAGGCUACUCGCAUCUUUUCGGGGAUGGCAAUUUGAUGGUCCUUGAGGAUGGGAAAUCGGUCCACAUAUCGUUGGAUGAUAGAACAGGUUCUGGAUUCGUGUCUCAGGAGGUUUAUCUUCAUGGGUAUUUCAGUGCUUCGAUUAAGCUCCCCGCAGAUUACACUGCUGGUGUGGUGGUUGCCUUUUAUAUGUCAAAUGGUGACGUGUACGAGAAAAACCAUGACGAGAUAGAUUUUGAAUUCCUGGGCAACAUAAGAGGAAAACAUUGGAGAGUCCAGACAAAUAUAUACGGUAAUGGAAGCACAAGUGUCGGAAGGGAAGAAAGAUACGGCCUUUGGUUUGAUCCAACUGAGGAUUUCCAUCAAUACAGCAUCCUCUGGACUGAAAAUGUGAUUCUCUUUUAUGUCGAUAACAUUCCCAUAAGAGAGGUCAAAAGGACAUCAACAAUGGGCGGUGAUUUCCCAUCAAAGCCCAUGUCUUUGUACGCCACCAUAUGGGACGCCUCGAAUUGGGCCACAAACGGGGGCAAGUACCGCGUCAUUUACAAAUACGCCCCUUACAUUGCUCGGUUUUCCGAGUUUGUCCUCCACGGGUGCGCGGUGGACCCCAUCGAGCAGACCAAAUGCGACAGCGCCCGUGAGUUCGCCUCGGCGCCAGCUGGCAUGACACGUCAGCAGAGGGCGAGAAUGUCGGGCUUUCGGAACAAACACUUGCAGUACUCGUAUUGUUAUGACCGUGCUCGUUACAAGAGUCCCUUGCCCGAGUGUGUAGUGCUCGAUAAGGAGGCUGAACGGCUCAGAAGGUUCGAUUUUGUCACGUUUGGCCGUGGAAGGCGGCACCACCGCGUGGCUCGGGCCCACGUCUCGUCCGUGUGAUGAUGAUGUUUUCGCACGUUGGGUUUCUCUAUGGUUAUCAUUUUUAUAUAUUUAUAUAUUUGUUUGGAUUAUUAUUAUUGGCUUAGUUUUCUAUAGUGGUUGUGGAUGUGAAUAGAGGGAAGAACAAACCAUAGGGAACAUAAGGAAAUAUCUAUAUCUAUUCAUAUUAUGGAGGACAAUUUAUUGAUGGGAUGCAUUUAUGUGUGUGUGUGUGUGUUUUGAUUCCCAUUUUG
This is a messenger RNA of Striga asiatica, 1606 nucleotides long. Lineage: Eukaryota; Viridiplantae; Streptophyta; Magnoliopsida; Lamiales; Orobanchaceae. The record is from the annotation of a GenBank genome assembly.